Drosophila subpulchrella is the source of this 1254-nucleotide messenger RNA. RefSeq lists its product as uncharacterized. The record is from RefSeq and is a predicted model, not a curated record. Lineage: Eukaryota; Metazoa; Arthropoda; Insecta; Diptera; Drosophilidae. The transcript is spliced from 2 exons. The coding region runs from base 269 to 643 and encodes 124 amino acids.
UUUUUUUUUUUUAAAUACUACAAGUGGGCAAUGCGAAAGAAAUAGAAAAAAGCACUGCUUUAAGGAGGAAAAACACAUGCAGUGCACAUCAAUAAACAAAAACGCCAGAAAGGAGCAAAAACGACGAGCAAAGGAGCAAAGGAGCAAAGGACAUGUGAGAUUGAUGACACAAUCGAACAGGUAGAAGCGAGACAGCCAAAUACACUCCAUGCCGAGUGCGAGCGAGAGGGCCGAGGAUGGGUGAGGGUCGCUGACUGCCAAAUGGAAAAUGGAUUUCAGUAUUAAUUUCGCUGACGACGAGGACAACCAGGACGAGGACGAGGACGAGGACGAGGACGAGGACGAGGACGAGGCGAAGGCACGUUGGCAACAUCAAAAGCGAGGCAUAUCCGUCUUGACAUUCCGUCCGGGCUGCAGAUGCAGAUGCUGUAGGAUGCUGGCGGUUUCCUGGGGGUGUUACAUCCCCAUCCACGGGGAUGGCGAUGGGCUUGGGAAUGGGGAUGAGAUGACGGAAUGUAGAGAUGAAGAACCGGAGCAAAACUGCGGUUUGCCAUCUCUGCAAUGCGCCGGACCCCGUAGCCGGAAUCUAACUUCAAUGAUGGGAAAAGUACAAGGUAUGGCAAAAAAAAGAAACGUGGGUUAGCCGAAAGUGUUGGUAAAGGUACCACAUUUGGUUAACCCCCAAAAAGGUACACGGGUAUUAGUGAAUAACUUAUAUAUAUUAUUAUAAAUGUUAUUUUAACACUUGAUAUACAUUGUUCUAUUUAGCCACACCCUUAUCUACUAUAAAACGAUACUGAAAACAUAGAAAAGAUCCUCAUAUUAUAUCCACGGCAGUGAAAAAAUAUAGGUACGAGUUCGAUUCCCUAAAAAAGUGACCAUAAUAGGUAUGUUAAUUGAUUUAUAUUAGACGAUUAGGGCUUACAACAAUUCGGUCGCAGUAACUUAAGCUUACUGUCAUUAUUGUUUCACAUAGCGAUUAAUUUGUAUUCAUUUUUAAACUAAUAAUAUUUAUCGUAAGCAAUGAAAAUACCUAAAGAAUUCGCGUUUUUUAAAGAAACAACGAUUUCAUUUCAGGUUAUUUAGGUUUAAGCACGAUUAGACCACAAUAUCUUAAGCUGUCUUACUAACAAUGUUGUUUUUAACAAAUUUGUUUAUAAAUAAAAAGACCUAAAGAAUUCGCGUUUUUCAAAGGAACAACGAUUUCAUUUCAGAUUACUAAGGUUUAAACACGAUUAGACCACAAUGUCUUAA